Molecule: messenger RNA, 915 nt
Organism: Cercopithifilaria johnstoni
Lineage: Eukaryota; Metazoa; Nematoda; Chromadorea; Rhabditida; Onchocercidae
Source: the annotation of a GenBank genome assembly
AUGAUUAUGAUUUGUAGAUGUGUACAUCCAUAUGUCAAAGCUGCCGAAUUGGUUUCAACCACAACAACAAAUAAGAAAAAGGAGGAUAAAAAGGAGAAGAAAUUUUUGGGACGAUUAUCAUACAAACUUGAUUAUGACUUUGAUAAGAAUUCACUAACGGUAACUGUCAUUCGAGCAGAAGGAUUACCAGCAAUGGAUCUUGGUGGCACCUCUGAUCCAUAUGUUAAGCUAUUCCUUUUACCGGACAAAAAGAAGAAAUAUCAAACAAAAGUGCAAAAGAAAUCGCUUAAUCCUAUUUUUAAUGAAAAUUUCAUAUUUAAGAUACCAUAUAACGAAAUUAGCAGUCAAACAUUGGUUAUGAGUGUUUUUGAUUUUGAUAGAUUCGGUAAACAUGAUCAGAUAGGCGAAAUUUCAAUACCUCUUGGAAAGACAGACUUAGCGACUACCAUUGAAUGCUGCGACCUGAUCCAAUCUCCACCCGAAAAUAGGUUAGGUGAAGUUUGUCUAGCACUUCGUUAUGUUCCAAAUAAGAAUAAAUUAACGGUUGUUGUAAUGGAAUGUAAAAAUUUGAAAAGAAUGGAUGUUCUUGGUUUAUCAGAUCCAUACGUUAAAAUUUAUUUGAUGUUACAAAAGAAGCGAUUAGAAAAGAAGAAAACAACAAUUAAAAUGAAAACAUUAAAUCCAUAUUACAAUGAAUCGUUCAGUUUUGAUGUCAGUCCAGAGAAAAUGCAGCGGGUGCAUUUGCAAGUGACGGUUUCGGAUUACGAUCGUGUUGGUUCAAAUGAACGUAUCGGUCACGUUAUCAUCGGUAAUAAUGCUAAUGGUGUAGCAUUAAAGCAAUGGCAAGAUGUACUUGCAACACCACGUCGUUCCGUUGCACAAUGGCAUGUAUUAAUGCCAUUCAAUGAUGAUUAA